Molecule: messenger RNA, 1995 nt
Organism: Lepus europaeus (European hare)
Lineage: Eukaryota; Metazoa; Chordata; Mammalia; Lagomorpha; Leporidae
Gene: DNAI2
Product: dynein axonemal intermediate chain 2
Exons: 13
Coding region: 1-1995 (664 amino acids)
Biological process (GO): cilium movement; outer dynein arm assembly
Cellular component (GO): outer dynein arm
Molecular function (GO): dynein light chain binding; dynein heavy chain binding
Source: RefSeq, a predicted model, not a curated record
AUGGAGAUCGUGUACGUGUACGUCAAGAAGCGCAGCGAGUUCGGGAAGCAAUGCAACUUCUCCGACCGCCAGGCCGAGCUGAACAUCGACAUCCCGCCCAACCCCGAGCUGGCGGAGCUGUUCGUGGAGCGGAACCCGGUGGACACGGGCAUCCAGUGCUCGGUCAGCAUGUCGGAACACGAGGCCAACACAGAGCGGUUCGAGACGGAGACCCGCGGGGUUAACCACGUCGAGGGGGGCUGGCCCAAGGAUGUGAACCCUCAGGAGCUGGAGCAGACGAUCCGCUUCCGGAAGAAAGUGGAGAAGGACGAGAACUACAUCAAUGCCAUCACGCAGCUGGGCUCGAUCAUGGAGCACUGCAUCAAGCAGAACAACGCCAUCGACAUCUACCAGGAGUAUUUUGACGACGAGGAGGCCGUGGAGGUGACGGAAGAGGCCCCUUCGGCCAAAACCAUCAACGUCUUCAGGGACCCCCAGGAGGUCAAGCGGACGGCCACGCACCUCUCCUGGCACCCCGACGGCAACAGGAAGCUGGCCGUGGCUUACUCCUGCCUCAACUUCCAGCGGGCCCCCUUGGGCAUGAGCCACGAGUCGUACAUCUGGGACCUGGAAAACCCCAACAAGCCAGAAAUCACGCUGAAGCCGUCUUCCCCGCUGGUCACCUUGGAGUACAACCCCAAAGACUCGCACGUACUCAUUGGCGGCUGCUACAACGGGCAGAUAGCCUGCUGGGACACCCGGAAGGGCAGUCUGGUGGCCGAGCUGUCCACCAUCGAGUUCAGCCACCGGGACCCCGUGUACGGCACCAUCUGGCUGCAGUCCAAGACGGGCACCGAGUGCUUCUCGGCGUCCACGGACGGGCAGGUCAUGUGGUGGGACAUCCGCAAGAUGAGCGAGCCCACCGAGGUGGUGGUCAUGGACAUCAGCAGGAAAGAGCAACUGGAGAACGCCCUGGGGGCCAUCUCCCUGGAGUUUGAGUCUACGCUGCCGACCAAGUUCAUGGUGGGCACCGAGCAGGGCAUCGUCAUCUCCUGCAACCGCAAGGCCAAGACGCCGGCCGAGAAGAUCGUGUGCACCUUUGGGGGCCACCACGGCCCCAUCUACGCCCUCCAGAGGAACCCCUUCUACCCCAAGAACUUCCUCACCGUGGGCGACUGGACGGCGCGCAUCUGGUCUGAGGACAGCCGGGAAUCGUCCAUCAUGUGGACCAAGUACCACAUGGCCUAUCUCACGGACGGCGCCUGGAGCCCCACGCGGCCGGCGGUUUUCUUCACCACCAAGAUGGAUGGGACCCUGGACAUCUGGGACUUCGUGUUCAAGCAGUGCGACCCCGCCCUCAGCCUGAAGGUGUGCGACGAGGCCCUGUUCUGCCUGCGGGUGCAGGACAGCGGCUGUCUCGUAGCCUGCGGCUCCCAGCUGGGGACGACCACCCUGCUGGAAGUGUCCAGCGGGCUGUCCACCCUGCAGAGGAACGAGAAGAACAUUGCUUCUUCCAUAUUUGAGCGGGAGACCCGGCGGGAGAAGCUCCUGGAGGCGCGGCACCGAGAGAUGCGGCUGAAGGAGAAAGGCAGGGCGGAGGGCAAGGACGAGGACCAGAGCCACGACGAGCUGGCCGUCGACCUGGACCAGCUGGUCUCCAAGGCCGAGGAGGAGUUCUUCGACAUCGUCUUCGCCGAGCUGAAGAAGAAGGAGGCCGAGGCCAUGCAGAAGAAGCCAGAGACUCAAGAGAAACCCCCGGCUUCGGAGUCCGAGGAGGACGUGCUGGGGGAGGAGCCUCUCACGGAUUCCCCAGCUGUCACCUUCCUCCGGGAGCCUCCUGUGGGCCUGCCGCAGCCUUCGGCGGGACCUCGGGAAGACGGGCCUGCCUUGUGGACCCCCCUCAGCCACCUGCGCACCGGGAGAAAACCCGCCCACUCCAGAGAGACUUUCAGAGCUGCUCCCAGGCAGCGUGCGCACUCAGCCACGGCAGAGGCCUCCAAGUGCGCAUGCGCCUGA